Molecule: messenger RNA, 1284 nt
Organism: Ooceraea biroi (clonal raider ant)
Lineage: Eukaryota; Metazoa; Arthropoda; Insecta; Hymenoptera; Formicidae
Gene: Sbds
Product: SBDS ribosome maturation factor
Biological process (GO): ribosome biogenesis; cytosolic ribosome assembly
Source: RefSeq, a predicted model, not a curated record
AAACACUUUGAUUGGCUAGUGCGCCAUGUGCGCAAUUGCACCCUGGGCAAAUGAGACGCUCCCGCUGAAAACGAUGUUCGAUGGAUCAAAAUAUUACUACGCGCAGUGGGGAUAAAAAUCUGAACGCUGAUUGGCCACGGAGUUGCUUGUAGGGCACUGCAUGUGAUGUAUCCCCAGUCGUUCAGUCACCACAUUGCGGUGGUCGUCUUGCCGUGUAAUACUGUGUAACUUGCUGUAAUAGUGUGCAACAUGUGUUCGAAUGACACCUAAAUAGAAGUAAACAAAGGCAUUGACAGUCAUUAUUUCGACACGAUCGGUUGAGUUUGCUGUGCCGGACCAAGUUUUUAGUUGGGUCAGGUCCAGUUGAGCGAAAAUGUCAAAGAUAUUCACGCCGACGAAUCAAAUAAAACUGACAAACGUUGCCGUCGUUCGUAUGAAAAAAAGUGGCAAACGCUUCGAAAUCGCCUGUUAUAAAAAUAAAGUGCUCGCCUGGAGGAACAAAUCAGAGACGGACAUCGACGAGGUACUACACACGCACACAGUAUUCACCAAUGUAUCGAAAGGCCAAGUGGCAAAGAAGGAAGAUCUUGUGAAAGCGUUUGGCAUUGAGGAUCAGACUGAAGUGUGCAAACAAAUUCUUGCGAAGGGUGAGCUUCAAGUUUCCGACAAGGAAAGGCAUUUAGCAUUGGAGUCGACGUUCAAAGAUAUCGCCACGAUAGUCGCCAGCCAGUGUAUAAAUCCAGAGACUAAGCAUCCAUAUACAGUGUCCAUGAUCGAAAAAGCUAUGAAAGAAGUUAUACACUUUUCCGUGAAACCUAAUCGAAAUGCCAAACAACAGGCGUUAGACGUCAUCUCGCAACUGAAGAAGGCGAUGCCUCUGGAACGCGCCCAAAUGAGGAUCAAAAUUGUUAUUCCAGAAAAGGAAGCAAAGAAGUUAAAAGAUAAGAUUGCUAAAUUGAUAGCGAAAAUGGAGCAAGAGACGUGGGAAGGUGGAGCGUUAACGAUAAUCUGCUUGAUUGAUCCAGGUCAAUACAGAGGACUAGAUGAAUUAGUGCAAGCAGAAACAAAGGGUACCGCUGUAUUCGAAUUAAUCAGUUUAAAAGUAAUCGAAGAAGAGAAACUCCUAGAAUAAGUUGUGAAUAGAUUUAGCUUUUUUUUUAAUCAUUGUUGUCUCCGAGAUUCAUAUUUAUUAAUAUAUAAUUUAAUACGUUGGUAACAACUUUGUUAUAUAUUAAUUAUAUCUGGCACUUUGUUAACAAUGACUAAUAAAGUAAUUUGUAUUUA